GAGCAGCAGCGGAGAACAUGAGUAACUCCUCACUCAAACUGGAGUAACACUUCAAGUUUUCCAACAGGAACAAACGACCGAAAGCAACAAAACGUGUCCAGACUUUGUGCUUGAAGACUUUUCUCUCGUCAGUGUUGCUGGAUGAAGAAGUGAAUCGAUCAUCGCAGUCAUGGCUGUCCAGGCUGGCAUCCAGGUAUGGUUCGGGGAGAAGUUCGACGCCCCCCUGCUGAGCCCCAGGAGCCCUCGCAGCCCAUUAGCACAGCGACACGGCCCCGGCCUCGCAGAUGUCUUCCAGUAUGAUCAGUGGCUGGCAGUGCGACAUGAGGCCACGCUGGUGCCCAUGCAGGAGGAUCUGGCCAUCUGGCUCACUGGCAUGCUGGGGGAGGAGGUGAGAGCAGAGUUUUUCAUGGACGAGCUGAACAACGGCGUGAAGCUCUGCCAGCUCAUCGGCGUGUUGCAGACUAAGGUCGCCCAGAGCUGCCCCUCCGCACUGGGCAAGCUGUUCCCCAUGAGGAAGGUGGCAUGUAAGCGCGACGCCUCCCCGGGUUCCUUCUUUGCCCGCGACAACACAGCCAACUUCCUGGCCUGGUGUCGACAAAUCGGCGUGGAAGAGACGUACCUGUUUGAGUCAGAAGGCCUCGUGCUGCACAAGGAGCCGCGGCAGGUCUGCCUGUGUCUGCUGGAGAUCGGCCGCAUUGUCUCCAAAUACGGCGUGGAGCCUCCUGUGCUCGUGAAGCUGGAGAAGGAGAUCGAGCUGGAGGAGACCCUGCUACUGACGGAGGAGCCCCCUCCCGCCGUCAAAACCUUCAGUGUUUGCUGUCAGCACGGUGGCCUCUACCAAUCUGGGGAGCACGGCAUGGACGAGCCGCCCUGCAACUGCUCCAACAGAGUGUCCAUUGAGUAUCUGUCAGAGGGACGUUACAGGCUGGGGGACAAGACCAUCUUUAUUCGGAUGCUCCAUGGUAAACACGUGAUGGUGCGUGUCGGCGGCGGCUGGGACACGCUGCGUGGCUUCCUGACCAAGUACGACCCUCUGCGAGUCCUGCAGUUCACCACGCUGGAGCAGAAGAUCCUGGCCUUCCAGAAAGGUCCUCCCGGCCUGGGAGGUCACCACCAUGGCGGUGCGGCUGCCCCGCCGCCCCCUCCUGACAUGGAUCCCCUCGCCGCUGUUAACAACCUCAUGUCAUCAACGUCCUCCUCUUCCUCCUCCUCCACCUCCUCCUCCUCGUCUCUCUCUGGCUCAGGCAGUAAGCAGACGUCUGUGACCGCUGCAGGUCAGGUGGGUCGUCUCCACGCCGCCUCUCCUGCCUGCACACCGACGCUGCCCAGGAGAGGUGCUGCAGCAGCACCCAAGAAGAACCUCCAGAUGACACCCUCCUCCUCCCCCAGGAAGCCCACGCAGCUGCCCCUGCCCGUCACCACCAAAGGUCCCUCGUCUUUGCCCUCCACACCUGUGGGAGGCUCCUCUAAACUUUCUCACACCGCUGGGUGUCAGGGUGGGCAGGUGCAGCGCAGAGCUGUGACUCCAUCAGCAGCUCCAUCAUCAUCAUCAUCUGCCACCACACAUCCGACCCCCGCCUCCAAACUCAAGCUCAGAACGUCACCACGCGGUGUUGCCUCUCAGCCCAGAAGCCCCGUCUGCCCUGAGCCGUCUUCCAAAUGCCCCAAGCCCUCCUCCCCCACCACCACCGUGCCUCGCCCCGUCACUGCUCCAGCACGGGCUCCCACACCGAGAGAUGCUCGCCCCCCGCUGGCCACCGGCCAACGCUCUCGCCUCGCGCAGCGCCGCCCUGGCUCCCCAGCCUCACGCCUCCGUCUAGAGGCAGCCAGGCGAGUGCGAAUAGCCACGCGAGCCGUCGCCGCCUCUGCGCCGACGUCCAGAGCGGCGACUCCACUGUCCCUCGCCUCCACCCCCAGCUCACGGACAGUUUCACCAGUGCCGCCGAAGCCUACCUGCUCCCAGCCCAAAGGCAGAGAAGCCAUAGCCAAAGCCAAGGGGGGGCCAGUCCUGACCAAGGCUGCUAACCCUCCACGAGGUAUCACUGCUGCCCCCGGGCGCGUCCCAGGAAACAACACUUCCCCCCCCUCCAGCAAAGCCAAUCACAAAACACCAGCCACAGUACAGACGGCCGCUAAAAAACCAGCAGCCACAGCUAACGCCAUCAAAUCCACUUUAAAACCCGAACCAGCUCCAGGACGAACCCCGGCCCCACAGAAGUCCAGCAACAACAACAACAACGUCAGAGCCGACAAAGUCGAGUGCGGCGUCGGCAAGAAGACGCCGCAGAGCAAGGGCAAGAACCAGGACACUUACUUUGAAAUGAACAGCAGGAGGAGGCUGAAGACGUAACUGGACGGAGGCCAGUGACGCAGCUUCUCCACGCGAUAACCAGCACUUGAUGACGCUUGCGCUCUUCAAACAAACAAACAAAUAAAUUAAUAAAUAGUAGUUAUCACUAAUCUUCACGAAAGAAAAAAGCUUCUAACUUUUCAUCUGCAAAUGUGUUUUUAUUUGUAGAUACAUUUGUUCUGUUGUCGUUGAAGAGUUUUGUUUUUAAUUCCGGGUCCGAGAUGUCAUGAUUUUAAUUUUAACAUUGUUUGUUGUCGUUGUCGUGAAUUAACACUCAGCACCGCGUACGCGGCUAAACAGGAAAACUUGCACAAUGUUUACAUGUCCACCUCUGUUACUCCCGCAGUCACCUCAACGUACUUUUAAAGGACGAAGGAUGAAGUUGUGUGGAAGAAACUCCCGUUCAAAGCUCGCUUACAGGACACGGCGAAAUGCGGUUUUACCGCAGUACCGCACGUGUCCUGUUUUCUUCGUCAUGUUACUAAUCUCGUGGGGGGUUUUUGUUCAAUCUUGUUUUGUUUUUUUUUUGUUUUCCCACCAGUGAGAACAGGCUUUCCGCUGGUGGGCGCUCAGAUUUCUAUUUUUUGUAUAAAUGAUAUCCAGACGGGACGUUUUGGUCUCGAUGUCGCCGUAUAAAGCGUCAUCGGGAUUGUUUCUGUCGUGUCAUGUGCCUUCAUCAGAAAAUCUCACGUUUUCUGAGCGGCAUUAGAGAAUGUAUUAGAUGGUCGCGGGUGGUGUCGGGGUUAAAAUUGCACACAGUGUGUACGAGCACUCAUUUACUUUGGUUUCCUCUGAACUACUGAUUUUCUUUUUAACAAGAAACUCAUUUUUUAAGCAGAAUCUACUCGGGAUAGACUUGUUUUUAUAUGGUUUCUGUUUUUUGUGUGUGUGCGUGUGUGUGCGCGUUUAAAAAUCUACUUCUGUAUGUGAUGUCUGUGUUUAUGUGUGUGAUUGUACAUAGGAGUAUAAAGUAUAUUAUCAGUGAGGCUUUUGUUUUUCAUGUUUGGCACUUUACAGAGACCUCUGUUUGUCACACUUUGAAUGUUGAUUCUGUCGUGUCUCUUGUCCCUGCUACCUUUUUUUUGUCAUUUUGAUUAAUAAAUGGACAAGUGUUUUGAAAAAAACA
This is a messenger RNA of Solea solea (common sole), 3476 nucleotides long. It is a transcript of the gene gas2l3, whose product is annotated as growth arrest-specific 2 like 3. The record is from RefSeq and is a predicted model, not a curated record. Lineage: Eukaryota; Metazoa; Chordata; Actinopteri; Pleuronectiformes; Soleidae. Gene Ontology annotation, biological process: actin crosslink formation. Gene Ontology annotation, molecular function: actin filament binding; microtubule binding; cytoskeletal adaptor activity. Gene Ontology annotation, cellular component: actin filament.